GGCUUGCCAUGGCUACCGUGGCUCCUCCUCCUCCAUUGCAAGCUCUCAAUGCUGGCAGGAGUUUUCGAUUUACAUCCAGGAGAGAUGUAGCUGCCCGCGCCAGCGCCAGCGCCUCGAUGCGCUACAACAAGCUCGGCGACUCGGAGCUCGUCGUCAGCGAGGUCACGCUGGGAACUAUGACCUGGGGGGUCCAAAACAGCGAGGCCGACGCUCACGAGCAACUAAGCUAUGCCCUCGAGAAUGGAAUCAACAUACUCGACACUGCCGAGAUGUAUCCUGUUCCUCCGGCCAAAGAGACACAAGGGCGGACAGAUCGCUACAUUGGCUCCUGGCUGAAAAACCAAUCGCGCGACAAGGUAAUAAUCGCGACUAAAGUUUCAGGCUAUUCCGAUCGAUCAUCUUACCUCCGCGAGAGUGGAAAGACUGUGAGAGUCGACGCAGCAAACGUGAAAGAAAGUGUGGAGAAGAGCUUGCUGCGCCUCGGGACGGACCACAUUGAUCUUCUACAGAUACACUGGCCUGAUCGAUACGUGCCCCUCUUUGGCGAGUUUUUCUACGAUGUAUCGAGGUGGCGAGAGAGCGUGUCGUUCGAGGAGCAACUGGAAGCUCUCAACUCGGUCAUUCAGGAGGGAAAGGUUCGCUACGUUGGCGUCUCAAACGAAACAUCGUUUGGCAUCAUGAGAUUCACUGAUGCUGCGGAGAAGCUCGGCCUUCCCAAGAUCGUGAGCAUCCAAAACAACUACAGCUUGCUCGUUCGCUGCCGCUUUGAAGUCGACUUAACGGAGGUGUGUAGCCAUCACAACUGCAACGUUGGAUUGCUGGCGUACUCUCCACUGGCUGGCGGUGCCUUGAGUGGAAAGUACGCCAAUCCUGACAGCCCCGCUGCGAAGCGAGGACGAUUGAACGCGUUCCCUGGAUACAUGGGACGAUAUAAGACAUCUCUUGCACAGGAAGCCGUAAACAAAUACGUGAGCCUCGGGAAGCAGCACGGCUUAACUCCAGUCCAGCUUGCUCUCGGAUUUGUGCGCGAUCGUCCCUUUGUGACCAGCACCAUCAUUGGUGCCACGACGAUGGAGCAGCUCAAAGAGAACAUCGAUGCCUUCCAAGUUCCGAGGCCCCUUCCGGCGGAAGUUACCGCAGGAGUAGAGGAGAUUUUCAAGCGCUACAAAGAUAUAAGCAUAUGAGCCUCGGGUUUUCUUCUUUAAAGAAGGCUUACCAUUCAGUUU
Selaginella moellendorffii is the source of this 1226-nucleotide messenger RNA. Its product is annotated as protein tas. The record is from RefSeq and is a predicted model, not a curated record. The transcript is spliced from 8 exons. Gene Ontology annotation, molecular function: oxidoreductase activity. Bases 9 to 1184 code for a protein of 391 amino acids. Lineage: Eukaryota; Viridiplantae; Streptophyta; Lycopodiopsida; Selaginellales; Selaginellaceae.